UGUGUGCUGGAUGCUGCUUUGUGUGGACACUGGAUGCUGUCUUGAAUACAAAAGGACAUUUUCGCAGGUUGGACAGACGCGCAUGCUGUGCCUCUGCAGGACUCUCAUUGUUAUGCUGCGAACAGCAGAUAUGAGGGCCUGCUUGUUUUUCAUUUAUUUACUGGCAGCGACUUUUGCCCUAUCUGUAAAAAGUACAGCUCAUGGUAAACAACAUGCACACCAGAAGACCUUUAACACAGCUAAAGAAAAGGAUGUCAUCACAGAAGAGGCCAUAAAGUCACAGAUUUUGCCCACUUUAUCCCCAUAUGAAUCCAGCAGCCAGGAGCAGGACGAUGAAGAAAUGAGCUCCGAAGAGAACUCUAAUCCUAAGAAGGAUGACGAAGGGGUGGUUGARAAGAAAAUGGAAAGCACUGCAGUCUUGUUGAGUGAGGAAGAACUGGUAGACCUCCUUGAUAAAGAGGCAAAAGAAGAGGAUGAAGAAGGAGAAGGGGAGGAUGAUGGAGCAGAGGCCCCCACUGAUGUGGGCGUCACCGAGGAUGAAAAAAAACUUAAGCAGGACAAGAUGCUGACUGACAGCUUGGAAGCAGAGAAAGAUGUGAAAGAUCAGGAGGAAGUGAGGGGUAAUAUUGAAGAAGUUGAAAUAGAGGAGAGGAUCAAGAAGCCUGCUGGCAUGAUGACCAGCAGAAUUGAGCUGGUUGGACCAUUGGAGGGCAGCACAGAAUCAGAACUUCCUGUUGAUCUUGAUUAUGCUGCUGAUGGUGAAAUCCUCCAACCUCUGCAGAGAAAUUCAACUAAAGUCAACCCCUCUGCUGAUGACUCUCUGUCUGAUCCAAACAAGGAUCUCCCAGGUGUUAAAAUGAAGGAAGGCAGUGAAAAAGAGCAGCUUAGUCCUGCUGCUGAUGAGUCAGACAUGGAAAGCUCUGAGGCAGGAGUCCAAAAAGAUAUGCCAGAUCAGCACAGAAAUUCAUCACUCAAAUCGGAAGAAAAAAUSCUCAAGAAAACAUCUGAUAGAAAUGAGGAUCCGCAGGAACUAAAGGGCAGCGGAGAACUUAAAUCAGUUUCCCAAAUGUCAGAAAAAGAAGCAGAGAAGAGAAAGAAUGAGAUUGGAACUCCGAACAAGAGAAAGACAAGGAAGUCAAAGAAAAACCAGAGAUCCAAGAAGCACUCUCCUCAGAGGAAUGAAACACUUCCUGCACAAGAACAGAACCACCAAGAUCCUCAGGAGUCUGAAGGCAGCAGCACUGAGAGUACAGCACCAAAGGCAAAGAAGAGACGGGCUGGAAAAUGGGGUGCGUUAGUAGGCGUGAAUCCUGUACAGAUUAGAGCUUCAGUGGAUUUGUAUCCCAGUUCCAGGUCCGCUUUUGGCAGAGACGAACAUCUCAUAAAGACUCUGACAGAUCCGUGUGACAAUUUCCGUUGUAAGCGUGGAAAAACCUGUAAACUCGACGCAGAUGGGAAGCCAGGUUGUGUGUGUCAACAACCAUCAGAAUGUCCACCCAGCAUUAACGAGUUUGAUCAUGUUUGUGGGACAGACAACAAAACGUACGACACGUCAUGUGAGCUCUUUGCUACCAAAUGCAACUUGGAGGGCACCAAGCGAGGCCACAAACUUCAUUUGGACUACACUGGCCCAUGCAAAUUGUUACUUCCAUGUGUGGAAAACGAGCUGGUCCAGUUUCCUCUUCGAAUGAGGGACUGGCUGAAAAAUGUGCUGCUGCAGCUUUAUGAGCAUGACUCUAUGAACCCUGGAUUCCUCACCCCGAAACAACGAUUUAGAGUGAAGAAAAUCUUUGAGAAUGAGAGGCGCCUUCAUGCUGGAGAUCACCCAGUUGAGCUUCUUGCACAGGACUUUGAGAAGAACUACAACAUGUACAUCUAUCCGGUGCACUGGCAGUUUGCUCAGCUGGACCAACAUCCAUCUGACAGGUUCUUGUCUCACUCAGAGUUGGCCCCGCUCAGGGUCCCUCUGGUGCCGAUGGAGCAUUGCACCUCUCUUUUUUUCCAGGAGUGUGAUGCUGACAAGGACAAACAGGUGUCCUUUAAAGAGUGGACCUCAUGCUUUGGUAUCAAAGACGACGAUAUGGACGUCAACCUGCUCUUUUGAGAUUCACCUUGUUCCUAAUCUCCUACACAAGCGUUGGGAAACCUAUAAUAGAAGCCUUCAUAAAUAAUCUUUUUUUUUCACACAAAUCACAAUACAAGUUCAGAAACUAACUGUGCCUCCUGCUAUAACAGACAAGUGUUAUCAGUCCGGUUAUCUUGUGCUAGAUCAAUCUUUAGCUUUUAAAUGAGAGAUUUGUGACUCUGAUUUAAUAAGUAGAAUUGUUUACUAGAAUAAUAUACUUUUAGCCAGUUUUAAUAAUGUAUUUCAUACUGAGGUAAAAGUCUACAACAAAUUAAUAAAGACUAUGUUGUAAAAUUUGCAAUAUUUAGAACAAUGUAUCUAUUAGUUUAUAAAUCAUAUAAUUUUAUGUUAUUUCAAAUCCUUGUGUUUUUCCACUGAUCUAAAUCAGUAACUGUGUUUCUUGUAUCAAAUGCUUAACAUGUCGACUCAUUUUACAUUUUUUUUAAAAUCCAUGUCAAAGAACUUUAAAUUGUAACAAAAGAUARCUCUGUGCACCCUGUUGUUGAUGAAAAACUGAUUUUUUUAUGUUGUCAAAUAAAGUCAAGACAUUAUUUUCCCCAUUGGACACCAAAAUAACKUUGGAAACUUUAUUUUGUUGUGUUUUUUUAAGUUCCUGAGCACCUUUAUGACUUGAAUACAUGCCCGUUGCAACAAUAGGUAUGAAAAUGCAAGUCACUCACGUGUGGUUUGGGUUGGCCACUUGAUCCUGAAUAAUGGGCCUCUGUAAGACAACAAUAGCUKGCAGCCAAGUCAUGAUGAUUACAGUGACUUGUUGUUUUCAGAUAAAGUGUAGGAUUGUGAUUGGACGUUUCUGCUCGAUCACUGAAGUGGACUCUCUGUAUAUAAGUGCAGAAUGAGGCGGCUGUUCACCUACUGACCUUCUGCUGUCACUGAAAUAAAACAUGUACUGCAUACUGUGGGUUAUUUUUCAGGCUCUGGCUCUUGUGGUGGAGGGUGGCGUGUCUUCAGGGAGUGCUGAGGCUCUUCUCAAAGGGGGAGCCAAAAAUAAUGGAGGUGGAGGAGGAGCAGCAGGGGCUGCCGGUAACGUUGCCAAUGCUGGGGCUCUGAAUGGAGUUCCGCUGGCCGGAGGGGCCGUGGUGGCACGCUUGGUGCAACUUGGCGGGUCGUUGUUUAUCCAGCCAGUGGGGAACCCUGUGGGYCAGGCUCCGGCUCAGCAGUUGAUUCCCCUUUCGGCUUUUCUUUUGGGGCAGGCAGGUGGAGCCACGGGGAAUCUGCAGGGGCAGAUGGCCCAGCAAGCUGGAGGUGGGCAAGUGAUGCUGCUCAGUGUCGUGCCCCAGAAUAAUGCUGGAGUGGCCCCUCAGCCUCCCAUGCUGUCUCCAGGCCAAGUGCAGCUGAUCCCCAUUGCUGGGCCAAAUAAUCAACAACAGCUGGGUGUUGCUGGCGGUGCUGGGAAUGCAAGAGGAAUACUGAGGUUCCAGCGUUCAGUGGCAGCUCGUCUCAGGAGGACACAGUCUCCACUAACGAAAGCUGCAGCUGCUCAAGAGGAGGAAGAAUGCUCUGGGAUGGACACCGAGGAAAACAACUGAGAAGAUACGACGCAGUCGUGACAGAUGAUUUAUUCCACCUCCCUACUCAAAGACCCUGCCUCGUAGUACUUUCCAGACUUUAGUCUCAGUCAAACAUUGUCAUUCUGACUAAUAAUCAAUAAAUGAUUGAAUUUG
Austrofundulus limnaeus is the source of this 3807-nucleotide messenger RNA. It is a transcript of the gene sparcl1, whose product is annotated as SPARC-like 1. The coding region runs from base 11 to 2104 and encodes 697 amino acids. The record is from RefSeq and is a predicted model, not a curated record. Lineage: Eukaryota; Metazoa; Chordata; Actinopteri; Cyprinodontiformes; Rivulidae. Gene Ontology annotation, biological process: anatomical structure development. The transcript has 11 exons. Gene Ontology annotation, molecular function: calcium ion binding; collagen binding; extracellular matrix binding.